CCUCCCCCCAUCCCAUUUUCAGCCCCGACCUCACCCUCCUCCUCUCCUCCUCUCGUUUUUCCGAUCACCAGAGACCAGCGCCGCGCCUCGCCGUCGCCUCCUGCUCCUCCCUUCUCUCCUCUCUUUCGUCCCUGGCGUACGCAGAAGGCGCAGGAGAGCCGCGACAUCCUUCGAUCGGAAAAUCGCGUCGAGCCUCCUUCUCCUCGACUUUCCGGCGACGUUGGCCCCUCUCUCGCCGACGAAGAAGCUCCGGUCUCUCCCUCAUUCAUUGCUUCCCGUUCCGGCUGGCGCAGCGAACCAAGAAGCUGCGAUCGCAGCUCGCAGUAGGUACGCAGUCGCGUUAUCUGCUCCCCUUUUCGAUUUUCCGGCAAGACCGCCACCAGCCGGGGGAACCAUCUCCUCCCUUCCUGUCAUCUCUUUACUGCACGUCACCGUUCUUUCCUCCGGCCAAAUUAGCGACGGCAGAACCAGACCUCGAUCAUUGAAGCUGUUUCCGGUCACUUUUACCCAAAAUAUUCAGUUUUCCGACAUUUUCGCAACUGAAGACAGGGUGGAGAAAGGAGAAUGAUCAGCGGACAAAUGCAGAAAUGUCGAAAUUUAUUGAUUUCUAAAGGUCUUAUGACACAGAAUGUCGUCAUUUCUAGCAAGUGUUUCCUACAUAAUGGUCCAGACAGCAUUGAAGAAUUACUAGAUCGGCAUGUGGUGAAGAAAAAGCAAUCAGUAGAUGAUGAUGAUGAGGAAGAAUUGCUGAAUCGGCAGCGACUCACCAGUAAUCGGAGAGAGGCGCUGCAUCUGUAUCGAGACAUCCAGCGGGCAACACGGUUCUUCAUGUGGCCUGAUUCACGGGGCGUGUUAUGGAGAGAUGUGUUGAGGGAGAAUGCUAGGAAGGAGUUUGAGGAGGCACGGUUUGAGAAGGACCCAGAAAUUGUGACCCGAUUGAUCAUUGGUGGCCGAGAUGCUGUGCAGUCAGCUCUUGAGAAACUUGCUGAGAAGCAGAGGCAGCAGAUUGAGAAGGAACAGAAGAGCGGUGGAAAUCACCGUUGAUGAACAUAUUUUCCCUUUGUUUCAUAUUUGUGUGUGAAAUGAAUGUUAUGCUAUGUAUUUACAUGUAAAUUGCUGCUUGGAAUAAGAAAAGGUAUAUGAUAUUGAAUUAGGAUUUACUGGAAA
This is a messenger RNA of Jatropha curcas, 1167 nucleotides long. RefSeq names its product LYR family of Fe/S cluster biogenesis protein. Gene Ontology annotation, biological process: mitochondrial respiratory chain complex III assembly. The record is from RefSeq and is a predicted model, not a curated record. NCBI's taxonomy places the organism in Eukaryota, Viridiplantae, Streptophyta, Magnoliopsida, Malpighiales, Euphorbiaceae.